Messenger RNA from Pogonomyrmex barbatus (red harvester ant), 2784 nucleotides. RefSeq names its product BTB/POZ domain-containing protein 10. Gene Ontology annotation, cellular component: cytoplasm. Gene Ontology annotation, molecular function: protein binding. Gene Ontology annotation, biological process: positive regulation of phosphorylation. The record is from RefSeq and is a predicted model, not a curated record. Lineage: Eukaryota; Metazoa; Arthropoda; Insecta; Hymenoptera; Formicidae.
AUCUUCAGUUUGCAAUUUUUAAUCUCCAAAUCAUAAUCUGUUGCCCAUUUCCGACAAUGUAUAUCAAUCUUUAAUCUCGAUUAUUUUAAUUUACUUUUUUCCUUAAAAAAAAGAAAGUUAAAAGUUAAAUCAAGUAAAACUAAUCUAUAUUGAUAGAAACGGACAUAAUGUUGAUCUGAGUACAGGUGCAAUUCAACCUCGUUGCAACCGAACGGAACAUUCUCAUUCUCGAUUGCGCAAAACUCGUACGGGGAGGAAUGUUCCAGAGAUAUUGGCUAUAGUUGAAUGAUAACGACAUAAUUGAGACGUGCAUUAUAUAGUUAUAUCUAUUAAUCGGAGAGCCGUUGUCACAUCGAGUAAACCCAUAUUCACGCUGAUUCAUACGAUCUGGAGAUCUGCGAAUCCACGAAGAGGCUUUUAAAGCGAUUCAGCUGGUUCCUCUCGAUCUCAAGAUCGUGGUUCAACAUGUCAAAUCCGUCAGAGCGCAUUAAUUACGUGCAAGACAGCAGCAGCGAUACAGAAACAGAUUACAAAGAGACCGAUGGGAGAGGAAGACAUCGUUUAUACAAGAACAGAUUGAGUUGUGGUGGCUCGUCGAAGCCGAAAUCUUGUCUGGUACAGAGGGAUAGCAGCGGCGAUCGACAUUAUCAUUCUUUCAAUACCGGCAGAAAUUCCCACGGCAUGAGAGUCAUGAACAGAAUUCGUUCAAACGUUAAUAUGGCAAAACAAAAUCAAAGUCAAAGUCAGAACAGCAACAGAGAUAAUGCAAUAUCAGGAGGAUCGGCGACGGCAUCUACUACCGGGGUUAGCAAUCAACCAGCUAGUGAUGAAAGAAUCACCUUAAUCGUUGACAACACCAGAUUUAUUGUUGAUCCUGCUUUAUUCACAGCACAUCCCAACACUAUGUUGGGUCGUAUGUUCAGCUCGGGCGUGGAAUACGCUCAACCUAAUGAACGCGGCGAGUAUGAGGUCGCCGAUGGCAUUUCCGCCAUGGUUUUCCGCGCAAUUCUGGAAUAUUAUAAAGGCGGAGUAAUUCGGUGUCCUCCAACUGUAAGUGUUCAAGAACUACGAGAGGCGUGUGAUUAUUUGCUAGUGCCUUUCGAUGCUAGCACUGUAAAAUGCCAAAAUCUCAGAGGAUUGCUGCACGAGUUAUCGAACGAAGGUGCACGCUGCCAGUUCGAGGUAUUCUUAGAAGAUUUAAUCUUGCCAUUAAUGGUGAAUAGCGCACGACGUGGUGAUCGCGAGUGUCACAUUGUUGUCUUGCUUGAAGACGACAUCGUCGAUUGGGACGAGGAGUAUCCGCCUCAGAUGGGAGAAGAAUAUUCUCAAACUGUCAAUAGCACGGCGAUGUAUCGCUUCUUUAAAUAUAUUGAGAAUCGAGAUGUUGCCAAGCAAGUGAUGAAGGAGCGCGGUCUCAAAAAAAUUCGUUUAGGUAUCGAAGGUUAUCCGACUUACAAAGAAAAAGUAAAGAAACGUGCCGGUGGUCGUGCUGAAGUCAUCUAUAAUUAUGUUCAACGACCUUUCAUCCAUAUGUCUUGGGAAAAGGAAGAGGCCAAGAGUCGCCAUGUUGACUUCCAAUGCGUUAAAUCUAAGUCAGUGACAAAUCUCGCUGAAGCCACAGCCGAUCCUGUUCUGGAUGCUGCUGGAAAUCCUAUGCUUCUUCAGGUUGCUGAAGGAGCAGUUUCCCAGCCGGAAAUAGUUGGACUUCCUAUGGGUUCGGAUGUUGAUGUGGAUGGACCGAUGGGAUCUGGAGAUCAAGAUUUAGGCCCAUUACCAUCUGACGAUCUACCAUAAAAGAUGGGAAUAGAGUAGAGUGGAAUUUAGAAAUCUCGAAAAAAUUUGGAAACAAACUUUAAGAAAAUAUUUAUAAUUUUUUAAAAAUUCUUAAGAAAAAUCUUAUAAUCUUUCUAUCGUGAAGGAUGAGAAUUGAAAACCGGAGUGUACUAAAUUCUUAAAAGACUGAGAUGUAUUUUGACUUGAAUCGCUAAAAAUUGAACCUUGAAGGCUGUAGAAUACAUUGGAUUUUAAUGAUUAUUGAGAACGGAAAAUAAACGAAUAAUUCUCCAAGAUGCAUAUCCUGAAGAUUUUAAAGUUUAGAAAAAGGAAUGGUUCGAUUAUUUAUAAGGUAAUUUCUCCGUCCUUAUGAUACUCAUUUCUUGUAUAGAGAAAAAUUUAUUUACAUCAAAAGACUUACUUAAAAUGAAUAAUUUUAAUUAUAUUAUAAUUUUGAUUAUAUUGAUGGAUAAGAACUUAUUUAUUGUACUAUUAAAUACAUGGCUUUUUUUUUUUUUAGAUUUUUGGUAUCGCACAAUAUGUAUGGCUAAAGGAUGUAUAUCAAAAGUCUUAUCAAGACGCUAUGCACUCCAGUCUUUAUGAUUUAAUGUUUCGUCUUUUUUUUUUUUUCAAUUUUUUGUUCCGGGUUUAUAUGAUUCUGUCUAAAAAAUAUUUAUUGAAAUCAAUGGACAUAAGAAAAGAUAUUUUUAAUUAGUGAUAAUGAUAUGAAUGUCGUUUUUCGCUUUGUAUGAUCCUUCAAGAUCUAUAUGAUUCUGUUUAAGCAAAAAGACUCAUAUUAAGACUAAACAUAAACUUCUUCGUCUAAUAUCUCUUGUCAUAUAUAACUUUUGCAAUGUGUAUAUAUAAGCGUUUAUUACAUAUAUAUAGAUUUACGACAUACUGUGUGAAUAUAAUUGCGAUCGAUGUAUUAUUAUAAUAACAUCUACCAUCGUUCUUUCCCGUUUUAUACCAUUAUGAUAAAUAAAGUUGAAUACGCGAUUUCUCAAUAAA